This is a messenger RNA of Mercurialis annua (annual mercury), 832 nucleotides long. RefSeq lists its product as uncharacterized. Gene Ontology annotation, molecular function: nucleotide binding. Gene Ontology annotation, cellular component: RNA polymerase III complex. The record is from RefSeq and is a predicted model, not a curated record. The transcript is spliced from 4 exons. Lineage: Eukaryota; Viridiplantae; Streptophyta; Magnoliopsida; Malpighiales; Euphorbiaceae. Gene Ontology annotation, biological process: transcription initiation at RNA polymerase III promoter. The coding region runs from base 146 to 580 and encodes 144 amino acids.
UACCAAAUUCUUUUGUAAUUGUUUAAGUUACUCAGUUUUUUGAUUGGUUGAAUUUACCUAUACUCUUUUGCAGUUUUAGUAGAGAAGUAGAUUACAAAGAAUCGGAAUUGGCACUCGUUUGUGCAAAUUCAGGAAUCAUAAUAAAAUGAAGAUAAAGAAUCCAAAUGCUGGGCCACUUACUAAUUUUGAAGUACUAGAGUUUCUGAAAUCAAGAGGUGCUGCAAAGGAUAAUUCCAGGGUUAUUGCUCCCGUGGCACCAUCGGAGUACAAGGUAUUUGAUUAUAUAAUGGAGACUCCGGCUUGCAGGCAAACCAAAGCGCAAAUAAACGAGUUUAUGGGGAAGUGUAAGACGUACAAUCUUGCGAAAGCUGAGAUCCUCAAUAUUAUUAACCUUGCUCCGCGUGCAUUAGUGGAACUUGACCCGAUUAUAGAGAACCCUGAAGCUCGUUAUGGAGAGGAGCUGGAAGAAUUAACAGUCUUGGUUAGCAAUGUAUUUCCACCUCCUCCGCUAGCUGAGGAAGAGAAUACGAAUAAUGAAGAAAAUGGACAUGAGGAACAAGAUCAAACGGAUGAGUCAUAGUUAAUAGAGCUUUAGACCUCAUUUCGCACUGCAAUUUCGAAGAUGAACGGUGAGAGAGAGGCACUCAUAACUUUUGAUUCUUUUUAUUAUUAUCUCGCUUCUGUGCAUAGCAAGGGAUAAGCUAUAUCAAAUACUCGUUUAGAAGUCGCUUGAUUUACUAAAUUUUGUAAGAAUGAGAAUGAUUUUCAUUGUAUUUUAUUGGGGAAAAUUACAUCAGAAAUAGAAAUGUCAUUCAUUCUCAUUUUUCUUAAA